AUGUCCUCCACAGAUAAGGUCCGAUACGACCCGUCGUCUUUCCUGGGCGAGAUUUCGGGCAAGAAGGUCAACGUUCGGGUCUCCACCGGCACCACUUUCUCUGGCGUCCUCCAGUCUGUUGAUGGAUACAUGAGCAUUGUUCUGGAGAACGCUGAGGAGCUGGUUGAUGACAAGGUCGUCGGUAUCUAUGAUGAUGACGUUUUUAUUCGAGGAAACAAUGAACGACGAUUGGACUCAUCGCCUGAGACGUCUCCCACUCGUGUCAACAAGCGAGACUCGGGACUUGCCCUUUCACCAUUGUCGUCGCCCCCAGCAGCCACCCCGAAGCUUGCACCCCGAUCCAAGUCGCUCUACAAGACAGGUCCUCCCUUCGUGAGUGCUCAGCAGGCAGUGGCACUUUGUUCCGCAGAUGGUACACCAGCCACCAUCAGACUUCAUGCGCGGCUGGAUCGCGGCUUCGAAGAGGAGAACGGCAGCUGGAUCUGCUACAGACGUAACUAUAUGUCACUGUGUGCUGCGUUCGACAUUGUGGAGCAUUCCAUCGUUCCAAUGACCCCGCCGUACCCUACAGGCCCAGUGUACAUCGCUAGUGGUCCUCACGAGAACGCCCAAUGUCUCUAUUUUGUGCUGCGAGUGGAGGCCCGUGUGUGCUCCACCAACGCUCCCGCCACCCUCAUGCAACACACCGCCAAACGAGAUCCAGGAUCUCAAGCGGCCCCCAGCGACACCAUCUUGUUUCCUGGGAAGCUCCCCCCUCAUGAGUUCAUCCGAGACACUGCCAACGUCCGGUGUCCCAAGAGGCUUGAGGAGAUUUUCGACCAGGUUAAUCUGACACUAACAGAGCAGGCUAACCUGUCCAAGACACAAGUUCAGUUUCUGGAAACCUACCCGGACGCAAAUAAAGCGGCAAUUUCCCGGGUCGCACGGUUCGAGCGCCUCCAGUUCCAGUUCAUUCACAGAAGUCGCCGGGAAGGGUGCAAGUACCGUCUGCGGGUGAACCUGAUGGCAAUGAUCUCACAUAACAAUGUUCACGAUCUGAUUGAGAUCGCUUCUAGCCACACACCAGAAAUUGUGGUACGAGGCAGGUCUCCUGCAAGCUACACUGAGUCGGGCUCCUGCCAGAAACCCAGUCGAAACAGCUCAAAAAGUUCCAAAAGCUGUUCUUAUACUUCUCCUGGCUUGCCCGGAUCCCCUACUACUUUGGACUUCUUUGGUCUGGGAACUCAGCUGUCAGAGUUUGAUGUAACUGAUAAUCUUGGCGGUGGAGAGGACCAAGCGUUUGGAGAGUUCAAUUGUGAGUCGCCCUCUCCCACUGGUAGCUCACGUGAAAAUCGUCUUUAUUUGUUGCCUGACUUGUCUCAGAGCCUUUCCGAAUCUGAAUCUGAAUCUGACUUCACUUCAGACGAAGAUGUGCAGGUUACCCAGCUGCUUCUCAAGCUCCCUCCACCCCAGCUAUCGACCAAUGGUGAAAAUGUCGAGGUUAAAUCUGAGCCCGAAGAGCUCAAGGAGUUUGCGCCACAGUUGACCUUUGAUACAACAGGCUUCGCUCUUGAAGCUGGGAGCGAACCGUCAUUUGAAAUCUAG
Messenger RNA from Yarrowia lipolytica CLIB122, 1584 nucleotides. NCBI's taxonomy places the organism in Eukaryota, Fungi, Ascomycota, Dipodascomycetes, Dipodascales. The record is from RefSeq and is a predicted model, not a curated record.